AUGGAAACCUCCUUACGCUUUCCUUUCCCGCAACCCUUGAACGCCAUGGCCUUUCAAACCGCAAAGCGCGACCUGCGCAAGCGGAUGCGUGAGACGCUCCAACAAAUGCCUACUUCUUUAAUCAGUCAACAAUCCGGAGUCGCGACCGGUAAAUUCCUGUCGCUGCCCGAAUACCAGAAUGCGAACAGUAUCGCCGUCUACUUGUCGAUGUCGACCGGAGAGCUUUCCACUAGCAGCAUCGUUAAAGAUGCAUUUGCGCGAGGGAAGAACGUGUAUAUCCCGUACAUCCAUACCGUGGAAAAGACCUCGGUCAUGGAUAUGCUCGCCCUUGAAUCAAUGACGGAAUAUGAGUCACUGCAGCCGGACAAAUGGGGAAUCCCCUCUUUGCAGCCUGUGCAAGUCACUGGUCGUCGUAGUGGUUUGGCAGAGAAUGGAUUGGAUCUCAUUGUGAUGCCAGGAAUGGCAUUUGACCUGGGCUUCCGGCGACUUGGUCAUGGUAAAGGAUAUUAUGACCACUUCCUCACUCGCUAUUCUCAGAUCAGCAAGAAGAUGCCAUUCCUUGUCGCCUUGUCGCUCCAGGAGCAGAUGGUUGAGGAAAUCCCGGUGAUGGCGCAUGACUGGCGGGUCGAUGCACUCGUGAUCGGUGAUGGACAGUAUCUAGACCGCCAGAACGAACUAGAAAAAAUUUAG
Messenger RNA from Penicillium pulvis, 690 nucleotides. Its product is annotated as 5-formyltetrahydrofolate cyclo-ligase. The coding region runs from base 1 to 690 and encodes 229 amino acids. The record is from RefSeq and is a predicted model, not a curated record. Gene Ontology annotation, molecular function: 5-formyltetrahydrofolate cyclo-ligase activity. Gene Ontology annotation, biological process: tetrahydrofolate interconversion; folic acid-containing compound biosynthetic process. Gene Ontology annotation, cellular component: mitochondrion. The transcript has 3 exons. Lineage: Eukaryota; Fungi; Ascomycota; Eurotiomycetes; Eurotiales; Aspergillaceae.